AUGGAUCAUGAACUUUUUAAUAUUAUAUUGCUCGGUUCAGCAUUUAUGGUGUUAUUUACUGCAUUUCAAGCAACUGGCAUGAUAUCGCAAAGUGUACUGGAAGGAGUUAAAAAUGAAACAAUUCAUGGAAGUACUUUCCACGGCAGUGGUUACAUCAGCUUAGCUAUUCUCUAUGCGUGUUUUGCGGUAACGAACAUAUUUGCACCUGCCAUUGUAUCAAUGCUUCGGCCAGCUCUUGCAAUGUUCCUCGGUGGUACAACAUACUUUCUCUAUGUUCUUUCAUUUAUCUAUCCAAUGACAUGGUCAUAUUAUAUUGUAUCCAUUCUGGUCGGCGUAGGUGCUGCUGUCCUAUGGACAGCACAAGGAGUUUAUUUAACAAAUAAUUCUGAUGAUUCUACAGUGAGUCGUAAUUCGGGUAUUUUUUGGGCUUUAUUUCAAGUUAGUCUUUUAGCUGGUAAUAUCUAUGUUUAUAUUGCAUUAAAAACUGAGAUGAUCGAACGUGCAACACGCAUACCAUUGUUCAUCGUGUUUUCAAUAGUAUCCGCUGUUGGCUUAGUUUUAUUUUUAUUUAUUAUAUGGCGUUCGUAUACCGAAAGAAAGCGUGACACUUUAAUUCGUACUGAAGAAGAAAAACGAGGCACCAUCGGAGAUAUUAUUCCUACAUUGAAUAUAGCUGUGAAAUUAUUAAAAACACGCAAUAUGCUUUUACUACUCAUUCCAUUUGCAUAUACAGGUUUCUCUCAGACAUUUUUUCAAGGUGUCUAUGGAACAUGUAUUGGACAUUAUGUUAAAUACGGAGAUACUCGUAAACGUUUAAUUGGUCUGCAUGGUAUGCUUGUUGGUUGUGGUGAAAUUUUAGGUGGAGGUAUAUUUGGAUUUAUUACAAAACCUAAAACAUCCUCACAAAGAGCUCUAGUGGUUUUCGUUGGAUUUGUAUUACAAAUGGUAUAUUACUAUUCUGUAUUUGUAAAUUUUCCAUCUGAUGCAUCAUCUCAAGAAACAAGUGCUAAACCAUAUUUUGAUUUCAGUAAAAAAACAAGUCAAAUCAUUGCAUUUAGUAGUUCAUUUAUUGUUGGUCUCGGUGAUAGUAGUAUAAAUACUCAAUUAAUGAAUGUAUUAGCUACGCGAUAUAAACAAAGUACUGCUUCAGCUUUUGCAAUAUUUAAACUUGUUCAGUCGUUAAUGGCUGCAGUUGCAUUUUUCUAUGCUGGUUCUAUUGAAAUUCAGUGGCAGCUGUUGGUUGUUGUAAUAUUUUUAUUUUUUAGUACAUUGGCUUUCUUUUCGGUUUUAUUUGAUGAAACAACAGAUGAAUCAAUGGCAAACGCAUUAGCUGUUACGGUACAAGAUAGUGAUAAUGAUAGUUAUCAAAAUUAUUCAUCAUCCAUUGCAUGA
This is a messenger RNA of Rotaria socialis, 1392 nucleotides long. NCBI's taxonomy places the organism in Eukaryota, Metazoa, Rotifera, Eurotatoria, Philodinida, Philodinidae. The record is from the annotation of a GenBank genome assembly.